AUGAAGGGCACAGCCGCAGAAAAGCACAAAGAGCGUUUGAAAAAUGCAAGAGAUGUUUAGAUGAGCAAGAAAGAAGCGUAAAUUAAUAAACUUACUGAUGAAGAGGUAGUUAACGAACUUAAAGAUAAAGCUUUGCCAGUUUAUGGCACACGCCAAGAAAAGCUAGAUAGGUUGAAGAAAUAUAUGGGAAUCAUACCUAAUCCAGUCCAGUAAUAAUAGUAAUAAGGAAAUAAUUUACCACCAAGCAAUAACAACGGAGGAUUAAAUCAGAACUUUAAUAAUAACAAUAUUAAUGUAAACGACUUUAAUGACUAGCAGAAGAAAUAGAAUGCUUUUAAAGAUCCAACUGUUGAAAAAAUUUAAAAAAUGGAAUAAAAGCGUGAGGAAAGAAGAGCUAAAAUGGAAGAAGCAAAACGUGAAAGGGAAGAAAAAAUUAUGGAACACUAAGCACUUGGAAAAAAUAUUGAUGUUGACUUUGAAAUAUUAAUUGAAAAGAAUAGAUUUAAGGAACCACUUUAAUAAAAUCACACUCCUGCUUCUCAUUUGAAGCUCUGCGUUUGUGUAAGAAAACGUCCUAUUUUUAAAAAAGAAGAAACCAACGGUGAAAUAGAUUCAGUUUCAGUGUCUAACCCUUAGAUUCGUGUUUUAGCACCUAAAUUUAAAGUUGAUGGAAUUACUAAGUAUGUAGAAAAUUAUGAUUUCACUUUUGAUAAUUCAUUUAACGAAAAUGAAGAAACACAAGAUGUUUACAAAUACUCUUUAAGACCUCUUCUAGAUCACAUUAUGAACUAGGGAGUUAUAACAUGUUUUGCCUAUGGUCAAACAGGCUCUGGUAAAACCUUUACCAUGAAGGGUUUACAAAACCAAUAUGUGACUGACAUGUACAAGUUGUCCACCCAUUAAAAUUAUUCUUCAAUGAACUUAAAAUUCUUCAUUUCAUUCUUUGAAAUCUAUGGAGGAAGAUGUUAUGAUCUACUUAAUAAUAAAAACUAACUAGUUAUAUUAGAAGAUAAAAAUGGAUAUGUUUAAAUUCAAAAUAUUGUAGAAAAGCAAGCUAUGUCAGCUGAAGAAAUGAUCCAAUUAAUUGAAUAUGGCCACAACAUUAGAACAACCCAUGCUACAGCUUCAAAUGAUACCUCUUCUCGUUCACAUGCUAUUUGUUAGAUCAUGCUUAGAAAUGAUAAAGAUAAACAAGUUGGUAAGUUGGUUUUGGUAGAUUUGGCUGGUUCAGAAAGAGCUUAGGACUGUCAAAGUAACAAUAGACAAAGAAGAAUGGAAGGUGCAGAAAUCAAUAAAAGUUUAUUGGCUUUAAAAGAAUGCAUCAGAGCUAUGGAUACAGGUGCCGCACAUGUUCCUUUUAGAGCUUCGAAAUUAACUUUAGUUUUAAGAGAUUCUUUUUAGAGCAAAUCCGAUAAAUCAAAAAUUGUAAUGAUUGCAUGUAUCUCUCCUGGCUCCUCUUCUUCAGAUCACACAGUAAACACAUUAAGAUAUGCAGAUCGUUUGAAAGAAAAUAAGCCACCAGUAAAAGGAGGUAUGCCAAGAAUAGAUGCUCCUUAGCUUAUAGAUGAAAUGCCAAGUUACAAUAUUAAUCACAACAAUAUAAAAUCAGAUAAUUAGUUAAAUGAUCAACCUAGCAGUUAAAAAGAGUAAUUAUCAAACAGAAGAAAUCAUUCUUCAAACUAAAUGGAUGAUGCUAGUCCUUAGCAGCAACUACCUCCAAAAUAAAAUAAAACACCACUACUUCCUCCAGCAGAUAAAAGAAUAGCUUAAAAAAUAGAAGAAGAAAGAAUAGAAAAAGAAAAAAAAUUACAAUAAUAACAAUAGUAGUAAGCUUAAUAGCAAUAACAACAUCAUAUGAAAAGAGGUCAAUCAAGUAAUUUACCCUCAGCUAACAAACAAACUCCUACAAAUUAAUAGUAAUAGUAGUAGAAAAACAACAGUUAAAACAACUUGAGCAAAAAUAGCUCAGAUGAUGAAGGUGAACAAAUUUAGCAAGUUAAUAAGGGAGUAAAAGAUGAUGUCCGUUGCAUGAAAGAAACCUUAAAAAUGGAUAAGAAUAAUAAAGUUUCAAAUGAAUUUUUUGAUUUCCAUGAAAAAGUUAAUACAAUUUUAGAAGAAUAAGAAGAAAUAUUUGCUACUCACAUGGCUGCAAUUAAAGAAGAUGCCAAGCUCCUAACUCAAGAAAGUGAAUUAAUAUCUAAAGUUUAAGGAACUGGAUUUAUAGAUUAUGAUAUUGAUUUAUAUGUAAAAAAGUUAGAAACUGUCAUUAAGAAAAAGCUAAAAAUGUACAAUCUUUUACAUAAAAAGCUAGAUACUUUUAAGAAACAUUUAUAAGAAGAAGAAGAAAUAAGCUCUAAAGUUAAAGAUACCUUCUACUUUUGA
Tetrahymena thermophila SB210 is the source of this 2382-nucleotide messenger RNA. Its product is annotated as kinesin motor catalytic domain protein. The record is from RefSeq and is a predicted model, not a curated record. Gene Ontology annotation, molecular function: ATP binding; microtubule motor activity; microtubule binding. Gene Ontology annotation, biological process: microtubule-based movement. NCBI's taxonomy places the organism in Eukaryota, Ciliophora, Oligohymenophorea, Hymenostomatida, Tetrahymenidae. The transcript is spliced from 9 exons.